AUGGGAAAGUACAAGAUGAGCAUGUCCAAGCAGGACAUGAUGGGAGAGGGUACCUCGAGCAUCUGUAGAAAAGGCGUGUGCAUGGAGACCGGCACCGAAGUGGCCAUCAAAGUCUACAAGGCUUUGAAAGAGACCCACAAGGGCGAGGACGUGCGGCUCCAGAAGUUCCGCAGGCAGAUAAGCGUCCUGAAGAUGCUGCAGGAGCCUUUUGGAACAGUGUCCGACGAGACGCUCUGGCACCCGCAGCUGGCAGCGACGAAGCCCUCGAAGCUCUUCAUGUCCUUGUUGGACUACAGCAAGGACAAGAGUGGCACUCCAGCUCCGGAUCCUACGGACGGCGUGAUGUACGUCAUCACCGAGUUGGCUCAGUACAGCCUGAAAGACUACCUGGCGCUGCGGCGGGAUCAGGGGAAGAGCCUCUCGCGGGGAGCAGUGAAGAACAUCAGCAAGGCCAUCAUCCUCGUCGUGGCGGGUCUGCACGCCAAAGGGCUGGUGCACUUGGACCUGAAGCCAGAGAACCUGAUGAUGUUCAAUGGUCGGCUGAAGCUGAUCGACGUGGACGGCUGCGUGCCCUGCGGCAGCGAGGUCUCGAUCCAGGACUCCUCCAUCUCCUUCUCCCCGUGCUACUGCGCGCCCGAGUGGGCGCGGUUCCUCAUUGAGGAGACCGAGUCGAAGAUCACCGUGCGCCCGCAUCUAGAUGUCUGGAGCGUCGGAAUGACCAUCUGCGAGUUGGCAACUCUGGAUGCCGUGCUGAAGCCCAUGUACGCCAACUUCCUGCGCAAUGGCCACUCCCACCGAGAGGCCGGCUUCCUCUUCAUGGAUUGGCUUGGCAGCAUUGCCAAGGCACCAAUCCCGAAGAGCAUCGAACGGUUCGACCCGACCUUUCACCAGAUGCUUAUUGGGUCCCUCCUUGUGUGUGACCACACCAAGAGGAAGACCUUGGCCCAGUGCCUCUCAGAUUCUUACCUGGAGUCGGACAAGGAGAAGGUUGCCAACCACACCUCCGCCGUGGAGCACAGCCAUUCGGAGGCCCCACCCUUGCCGGUGCACGAGAAGGUGGACCGCACCACGAGAAACCGGAUCGAGGACACCUCCAGCAAGGCGCCGCUCUACAAGGGUACCUUGUGGAAGCUCAACACGGACGGGAACCCCCAGGAUCCGACGCAUUGGCUGAAGCGGGACAUGUGGGUGGCCUUCAACGGCUCUUUGUGCUAUUUCAGCAUCAAAGAGAACAAGCGCUUGGUCCUCGUGGAUGGCUCGAAGCUCACGGGCGCCAAGGUGACCCCGCUGGUGGGCGCCGCGCGUGAGUACGCCUUCAGGUUGCAGUGCUACAACCACGACGAGCAUGAGAAGGAUGUGAACAUCGGCUUUUCGGCCGAGUCGCCCGAAGAGUACACGAAGUGGACGGGGCUCCUCAUGCACACCGCCAACAUGGACGGUGCCAUCCAGACGAUGCGGCUGGGUGGGGACGUGGCCGCCGAAAUCAAGCAAUUCAGGCUGAAUGUGAAGAAUCGCCGCAUGAAGGUUGGCGAGGACAAGAAAGAUCAGUUCGCUCCGGUCUUCAAGGCCAAGCUUUGGAAGGUCAAGGCAGAUGGCGACCGACGGAAACAGGAAGACUGGUUCGAGCGCGAGAUGUGGAUCGCCAAGAACGGUAGCCUCGUCUAUUGGAGCAAGAAGGAGGACCGUGACCUGGUCUACUACACCUCUGAUGACAUUGCCCGCGCGACGAUCACGUUGAUCCCCAACGAUGACAGCUUCAUCCCUUGGGCUUUCCAGGUCCACCUACCCCCGAUUGGAGAGGUGGAGUUCACGCCCGGGGAGUUUGCUGCCGAGUCCGAGGCGAUGAGAGAUUGUUGGAUCGAGGAGCUGAAGGAGCGCGUCGCGGAGCCGCGGUGA
This is a messenger RNA of Symbiodinium natans, 1896 nucleotides long. The record is from the annotation of a GenBank genome assembly. Lineage: Eukaryota; Dinophyceae; Suessiales; Symbiodiniaceae.